UUAGGUUUCAAGAAAGUGUUGAAGUGAAAGAUGCUUUGUUCUACGAUAACAAGGCAUAUCUGCCCCGAUUUUAUUUUUAAUACGAAUGUUCUGUAGCAGAUUAGUGCUUCGGGCGCGCGAGCUGUUGUUAAAGCGAUUCGUUUGAAAACCGGUCAUCACACUUCAAUACUAAACAUGGUCGAGCCCGCUAAAGAGCGGUUUGGUGGAACAGCGCUGGCAACAGGCAUCAGUAUUAUAGCCAUCUUGAUUUCUCUACUUUGCCUUGUCCAUGUCUUCUUCCUCGCCUCGCAUCAGCCACAGUGCAAUUGUCCGCAAAAUGGAGUGCUCGACAACUCAAGCGAUAAAACAGCGCAAGAGGUAAAGAAGACAUUCACUGCUAAAGAGAAAACCUCCACAAAAACACGAUCAGAUGCGGCUAAAACUUUUGAGCAAGUGACGGAGGGAAAAAAAGUGAGAUUGCGUCGGCAGAAUCAAAAUAAUGGACAGGUGAAUGGCAACACGGCUUUUGGUGGUUACCUGCAUAAUGCUAUUUUGCGAUUGCAACAGCAAAUGAUUGCCGUGGAGGGAAGAGCUCAAUACUUACAGGACCAGUACUCGAAGACCGUAAAUCGGGCAACACCCCGUGGGCCUCCGGGUGCGCCUGGAGUUCCCGGCAGAGACGGAAGUGACGGAAGGUCAGGAAUGGACGGUCCAACGGGGCUCCCUGGCAGAGAUGGACCCCCAGGAAAAGAUGGUUAUCCCGGUUCAGCAGGGGCUGCGGGGCCUCCGGGUGUAAAUGGUCUUCCAGGGCAUCGUGGAGAGAGAGGUUUAAAAGGAGAGAGGGGUGAUCUUGGUCUGAAAGGUGAUAGAGGUUUACCUGGAAUGAAGGGAGGAAGAGGAGUUCCCGGUAUACCGGGAGAGGACGGCGAACCAGGACUUCCCGGUACGGUGGGGAGCAAAGGUAAUAAAGGUGAACGUGGGAAGACGACUUGUUAUGUCACGGAGCGGGGUCGGAGGGUGGAGAAAUCGUGCUUCGAGGCUGCGUCUUAUGAAGAAAUUGGCCGGGAUCAAAGUAAGGAUGCUGGAGGGGCACUUACCUAUGUUCGAUGGGGAAGGACCACGUGCCCCGUGGGAGGUGCAACGAUAGUGUAUUCAGGACAAGCUGCAGGCACACGUCAUGACAAAGCUCGUACAGGAGGGUCCCCUUACAUCUGCGUACCCAAUCAGCCGUGGUACUUUGGUCAAGUGGAUCCCAGUACUCCACUCGGCAACGUUUCCCAGGUAAACCGCGAUGCGCUGAAGCAGGACGAGACACGCAGCAUCUUACACGGCACUUACUUCUACUUGUCAUGUGUGUUGUGCCUGGUCAGGACCCGAAGCGUGCAGAUCAUGCUGCCGGCUCGAAAGGAAUGCUAUCGGGGCUGGCAUCGGGAGUAUGAUGGUUACCUGGUGGUGCAGUCGAACCGGAAGGACCACAAAGACGUCAUCUGCUUGGACCGGGAAUCCAGGAAUCUACUGAAAGAUGCCACAUACGUCCGAGGGCUUUUUGCGAGUUGUGAGACGUUCUCCUGCCCGCCAUAUGUAGAAACAGAGAGACUCCCUUGUGUUGUUUGCACGAUUUAGAUAUAAUGCUAACUGUCUUGGACAGAUAAAGCCCGUUCGUUUAACUCUUAAGUGUAGACUAAGCUGGUUUUGAUUAAUUUUAAGCUUCACUUUCAUCGCUGCUAAAUUAGUGUCAGAUUGAAUUUUCCAUCCCACCUUGAAGAUCAUUAGUUCUUCGUAGCGCUUUUCGAGUACUGCGCGUUAUAACCAAAACCCAAGUUAUUUGAACGUCCAGUCAAAGCAAAGUAAAAUAUUACACAAGGACCCAAUAAGCAGGUGAAGUAAAAUCAUAACAGUCAUCCUAAAGCGC
Pocillopora verrucosa is the source of this 1891-nucleotide messenger RNA. RefSeq names its product short-chain collagen C4-like. Lineage: Eukaryota; Metazoa; Cnidaria; Anthozoa; Scleractinia; Pocilloporidae. The record is from RefSeq and is a predicted model, not a curated record.